AUGUGGCUAAAGGCAUUUGGGGAAGCAAUAUCGCUUGAAUAUAAUUUUGUUGGUCUCAAUGCGAUAAGCUUUGACAAAGGGUGCUAUGUUCCGAAUACCGCGGAGCCGUCUCCUCCACCGCCUCCACCACCGCCUCCACCACCGCCUCCUCCACCGGCUCCCGAACCGGUACCCGCCCCGGCUGCCGAACCGGUACCCGUCCCUCCUCAUCCGUAUGCCCAGUUUACGGUUGAGGAUUUACUAGCCUUACCGGGACGGGGGGCUUUACGACGUCUGGUUCCCGGAAAAGCGGAACCAGGCUCUUAUUGGUUUACUUUGGAUAAUUGUGUCGGUCGGAGCGUUUCCGACUGCAUUAAGAGUCAUUUCGUGGAGCCGCACUACAAUUGGAGCAAGGUGUCGCAAGAGACGUGCGACACCUGGUACAAGUGCUUCGCGCAACGGUGGAAUUGGGACAUCGGGAUCAACGAGACGGUCCGCGAUGCUUUCGUGGAAAAGGCGAAGAAACGCCUAGUCAACACCGAGCUCACCGAGAUCCAUGAUCUCUUCGACAUCAUUGCGGAAGCGGUUCCGCAGUUGGCCACCGCAAUCCGAGCGAGGCAACAGCGAGCACGGAGGGUUUUUGAGACCGGAGCUACUUCCGGUACUGGACCCUCGGACCCGCAGACGCAGGGCGGUCAGACUUCGGCUCCGGUCCCAGCAGUGACGGGCGGUCAGUCUUCGGCUCCGGUAGUGCAGACGGAAAACGUCGGUCCAGCAGCGACGGGCGGCCAAGACGGAGAGCUUCCUCGUGACGUCGAUCUCGACCUCGACGAUUACGACUUUGUAUAG
This is a messenger RNA of Eutrema salsugineum, 828 nucleotides long. Its product is annotated as formin-like protein 14. The transcript has 6 exons. The record is from RefSeq and is a predicted model, not a curated record. NCBI's taxonomy places the organism in Eukaryota, Viridiplantae, Streptophyta, Magnoliopsida, Brassicales, Brassicaceae. Gene Ontology annotation, biological process: actin filament polymerization. Gene Ontology annotation, cellular component: actin filament; cytoplasm. The coding region runs from base 1 to 828 and encodes 275 amino acids. Gene Ontology annotation, molecular function: microtubule binding; actin binding.